Fusarium pseudograminearum CS3096 is the source of this 543-nucleotide messenger RNA. RefSeq lists its product as uncharacterized. The record is from RefSeq and is a predicted model, not a curated record. Lineage: Eukaryota; Fungi; Ascomycota; Sordariomycetes; Hypocreales; Nectriaceae. Bases 1 to 543 code for a protein of 180 amino acids. The transcript has a single exon.
AUGGAAUCCGUCACGGCUGAAUACAGGGGCGUCUAUAAGGGUAUCCACCAAACACAAAAGCUCACUCAUGAGCCAUGUCUAAGCCGCAACGAUGAUGGCGGUAUUUGGAACUAUCUCAAGGCGUGGUAUCUCUUCGUUAUCCACAUCGCUCUGGCAGUUACUAUUAUGGCGCUUGUCAUUCAUAUAGACAAACAAGAGUUCAGGAUUGGGUCAGGUCCAAAUGUCUUCGCCUUCAACUCUCGUCUCUACCAGGCACAAGUCACUGGUCUCCUCUCCCUAGCACUCAUGACACUCAGACUCGUCGCUGGAACUGGCUCCGCGUUGCUUGCAUGGAGGAUCAUUUUUAUCCUUCUCGAAAAGCGCGGAAUCACGCUGAAAGAGCUGACACGUCUCCUCAGCACACGUGUGCCAAUCAUCCCAGCUGGGAAAUCCGAGAUCUCUAUUGUUUGGUCGUUGUGGGCAGCAACUUGUAUCCUACUGAUGUGGCCUCAGGGCUUUGCAGCACCGCUGGCAUCAUCCUCUCUUUCUUGGAUUCCUCAAUAA